Molecule: messenger RNA, 4023 nt
Organism: Guillardia theta CCMP2712
Lineage: Eukaryota; Cryptophyceae; Pyrenomonadales; Geminigeraceae
Exons: 5
Coding region: 1-4023 (1340 amino acids)
Biological process (GO): SCF-dependent proteasomal ubiquitin-dependent protein catabolic process
Cellular component (GO): SCF ubiquitin ligase complex
Molecular function (GO): protein binding
Source: RefSeq, a predicted model, not a curated record
AUGGAUAAGUUACGGAACGCCAUCGAUGGCAAGCAGGGGCAAGGGAACAAAGUGACAACUAAGAGCGGACACAUCUCAGACGUGAAGUUCGAGCCGAACCUUCCCCUGCUCGAAGAUGACGACGUGCCUAGCGAGCAGUACGAGUUGGACAAACUCGAUGAGGAGCUACAGAGGAGCAGGACGAAGAAGAGCCUGCUGGCAACACCGUCAGGGAUGAUGCGGGACAAGCUGGAUUCGCUGCUGAACAAGAGGUUGGAGGAGAGGAUCAACCAGCUGAGAAUCUUUCGGACACAGAUAGCAGAGAUCCAACUGAAGAACAAGAGAGACCAGCUGGCGAAGUCGAUCGAGAUCAAAAAGGUCGUCGACAAACUCGCACGGACGAAACAGAGGCUGCAGGAUGUGAUGGAAGAGCUGAAGCAAGAGCGAUCGGAGGAGCUGACCCAGCCAAGAGAGGUCAGGCUGAGCGCUGCCAACGCGGUGCAGCAUGUGAAGAGGACCUCUGUGCUACCAGCCAAGAGGCCCGACGCCUAUCACUUUGUUGAUGAGAGGAAGAGCGUCGUUGGGUCUCUGAGAAACGAAGGGGAGGGGAACCAGUGGGGGAUCGGCAUCACAGGAAACAAUGACGCGUCGCAGAUUCCUGUGCGGUCAGUGUUCAGACCAAGACGAGGAGCUAACAUGAGGCUGGAGGCCAGAGACUGGAACGAGGAGUUUCAAACCAACAUCAGGAGGAUCAAGAGCAGAUUCCUUGAGACAAAGUUCACAACCCUCGCCAAGAUCGGGAACAUGCAGGAGCAUUUCGUUCAGAAUGUGCUGUCCAUCGGGAAGAGGAUCGUGGAGGAGAUAGCGUUGCCCUACGUGCAGAAGAGCAUCAAACCAACAGCCAUGCCUCUUGCUUUCAAAGUUCUCAGUGCGCUAGAUCGCAAUGACGUCCUCAAGGAGUUUGUGUACGAUGCCGACGAGUGGCGCCCGAUCUAUUGCCACAGCAACAUUGUGUUUCAAGUAGCGGCUGACGACUCUGAUUUCUUCGGAGGUACUGAGGCAGCAAGCAAAGCCUUGUCAAACGAGUUCAGAGCCAUCGAGUUCCUCUCGAAAGAAUCGUACGAACACGAUGUUUGCGUUCCCCUGUCAGCCUUGUUCUGCUACCUGGGACACAAGAUUCUUGCCACUGCAGUGCUGCCUGGGAUGGCUGACCCCAAGGACAUGAUGGAUAUAUUUGCAAAAGAAGAUGAUCAAACAGAGACGGUUGCCACAGCUUGGGAUAACGCAAAGGACUCUCUGCAAAGGAGCCUCCGCAAGCUGGGAAUCUCUCUGAAUCUCAAGCCGCAUGUCAUGAUGGUGGAUGGCGAGCAAGAGCAUGUUCACCUCGUCGCUGACUUGCAGGCCUUCAUCGGCAAAGACAAACGGAACUACCUCAUGAGCUGCUCCCGAGUCCUCCCGCCAGAGCCCCCGACCUAUCCGAUCGAUUCCGAGAGGUAUCAUCUGAGCAGGUUCAUGCGGCCCGAGCUGCUUCAGCUGAGCUCCUCCCCCAUCAAUGCCGAUUGCUUCUCGAGCUUCGUGGGCAAGGAUGCGAGGAGAGACAACGCAAACUGCAGAGAGCUCUUCAACUUCAUGCGGAGAAACAUCUGCCCCUUCGUUGCCAGCUACCUCGACUCUCACGGGUAUGACUUCCCGGACUUGAUCAAGUCUCUUGCCUCCAUCCUCCAUCGCAACGGGAUCAACGUUCGCUUCCUGGGGAUCGUGGGUUCCUACUGCAAGAACGAGAGGACUGUCUGCAUGGUGGCGUCGGAGAUGGUAGCGCGACUUGUCAAGAGCAAACUGAGAAAGGAUUGGCGCAGCAUGGUGGACGAGGGUAAGAAUCAGCCCCUGGACUCUCGCAGCUGCACUGCAGACGUUUACAGCUCCUUGUUCGAAGCGCAGGAGAAGGAGACUGAGUUCUGGUCCAACGUUGUUCAGAAGCGAAUGAACGAAAAGUUCCCGGGGUCACUCGCGCUCGCUAGGAAUCGACCAUGGAGGACGCUUUGCGACAUGAAGUUGGUCAUCGACAGACUCUCCUCCAUGACCGGCAUCACCUUCCGUGAGGAUCCCUGGGAAAUCUUCGGGAAGCGCGGGAGAAUUCUAGCUCAUGACGUCAUCAAGACCGAAGAGAGGAUCCGAGUCGUCAACCUCGUGCCCAUCGAGUGCCUGAGCGGCUUCGAGCUCCUUGCUGAGGCCCUGCGGAUCUCUGACUUUGACAACAAGAAGAAGCUUGCCGCCGAUGCUGUUCGCGUCUUCGAGCAGGCCAUCCAACACAACAACGCGAUGAACCUGCAAGCAGUCACGUGCUGUGCCGACGCAAAGAUGUUCCUCUCGCAGUUUCUCACCUUCUUCGACGCUCGUGCCUCGUUGGACGAGGCUGAAGAGCUCUACCGACGUUCCUUGUGCAUCCGACCUCAGAUCACCGAGACGCUUCUCAGACUUGGCGACCUGCAUGUCCAGCAGGCAAAGCUCUCGCGCAUCGAGGAGACGGCGGCACGUUUGCGGGCAAGAGCAGGAGCAAGGUAUCUGCAGGGGAUGCUCUACCAGUGGGAGAGAGACUACGCGACGGCAAACAAGGUUGUGCACAAGCUCGAUCACUUGUUUCAGUUGUCUCGAUCAGACUUCGCGGCCGUGAGCGUCGCGUCUAACAAGUUCUCGGACUUCAAGAACUUGAACUUCUCCUCCUCGCCGGACGUCGGGGCUAACGCGAUCCGACGAUCCAUCGGGAAGGUCCCUGUGGUGGAGGACAUGUGCAUGGCAAACUGCCAAUACUGCGACGACUCCGUCCUCUCGUACAUCAUCCCCAAGUCAAAGCGAACAUUGACAGCCCUAGACGUGAGCGGUUGCCCCGUGACAAGCGAGUCGAUCAUUGUGCUGGCGCAGCUGAAGAACUUGCAGAAGCUGGUGGUGGACAACUGCUUGCUGAUCGAAGACAAGGCAUUGAUGGAGGUGUUUCAGAAAUGUACAAACUUGCGGCACAUCUCUCUUCGCUCUGUUCCCAAGGUCUCUAAUCAGAGCGCAUUCUACAUCCCCAAGUUCUGCCGGCAGCUCCAGUACUUUGACAUGAGUCACAGCCCCCUCAUCACCGGCGCCGCCCUCAAUGAGAUCGCGCAGGUGUGCAGUCAGAUGGUGGAAGCCUUUGCCCAAGACUCCUACACCAUGGACGACGUGCCCGUCAUCAGCAUCGGUAAGAACUGCCCUGCUGUCCGGACUCUCGACUUCCGCAACUGCGUCAAGUUGUCCAGCCUGUCAAUCAAAUCUUGGAAAGGACGGUUGAAGAAGCUAGAGACGCUGAUACUGGAAGGAUGCAUCCGCCUUGAUGACGCGGCCCUGCUGGCCCUUGCAGAUCACGAGGCCUUUCCCAGCUUGACCCACCUGGACCUGACGUCGUGCGACUUGAUUUCAACUCACGGCCUGCAGGAGAUCGUCCGGCAGCUGGUGGACCUCGAGGUCCUGCGAGUGGGCAGGUGCACCCAGAUCGAAGAGCAUGCGGUCAAAGCGAUCGCCAAGAACUGCCGGCAGCUGCGCGAGCUGAGCUUGGAGUCUUGUGUGGGAGUGACAGUGGGAGCAAGCGUGAAGAUCGUCUCCUCCUGCACUUGUCUAGAGAAGCUCUCUUUUGCUGGCUGCCACCUGGUGGAUGACACGACAGUGAGCAUGAUGGCGACGAAUUUGACAAGGCUCGUGGAGCUGGACGUGAGCGGCUGCGAGUCUCUGUCGGAGGGGCCGCUGGGGAAUGUGAUCAUCAACAACACGAGCUUGACGGCUCUGAACCUCUACGCGUGUCGCAAGGUCGGGAACAAGACGCUGAGGAAGAUCGGGGCUACGUGCAGGAGGCUCGAGGCCCUGACCAUCUCUCAGUCGAACAAGGUGAACGACAAGGGGAUCAUGCAGGUGGUGACAGGUUGCCCCUGCCUCAAGAGCCUGCACGCCACUAACUGCAAGAACAUCUCCGACGACGCCAAGCAGCUGCUGAGCAUUCAGACCCCCUGGGUCAAUUUCGCAUUUUAA